AUAUAAGUGUGACUGUAGUGUGGUUGCAAUAUUUCAGCAGUCAGGUGUUGAGAGACGGAGGAGGAAGCAGAAGACAUCGGAAAACAAGAACCAACUGACACAAAUGUUGCUGUGGAUGACCAUCGCCUUUUGCUGGAUGACAGUGGGCCUGGCGUGCAGCUGCGGACGACAAGGAGACAGAGCCUACUGUCGGUAUGAUGUCGUGUUUCGCGGACGACCCGUGGCCGAGCACAUGGUGGAGACGGGACCCUUCGACUUUAACGGAGUGAGGACCUACACUGUUGAGGUCGACGAAAUCUUCCGGUCAAAGAACAGGUCGGUUGGACUGACAACAGUUAAUGUCACUACCCCAAAUAAUGAUGGGAUGUGUGGUGUUGUGUUUACUUUGAACACAGCCUACGUCAUUGUUGCCAACAACGGCUUUAACGGUUUAGAGACUUACUUGUGCGAUGGAAGCCGCGGAUGGAACAGUCUAAGUGAUCAACGGAAGACCUUUCUCUCAACGACCAUGCGAGAUGUCUGUAACAGAGCGAGCAAAGUAACUCCGGCAUCACCUGGCUUCUCCAGACUGUAGCCAUUGUAUCACGUGACAGCAGCGACCUGUUAGAUGCCAGACUGAAUUAUUCUUUUUUUUUACUAUUAAUGGUUGUUGUUAGUGUUGUCCUGUUUUAUGCAUACUUUUUGAAAAUCCGAAUCUACGAUGUUUUUAUUUCACCGGAAACAAGAAAAUGCAGAAGUUUCGGUUUUGUGAUUUAGAAUUUCUUGACAGUCAUUCGUGUCUCCUGAAGAAAGCCUGUUAAAUUUAUUAGUUUUCUAACUUUUAAUAAUUGUGAAAUACUUACAUUGUUUUAAUUCAAGCAAACGCAUAGGUAUAUACAAAAUACUCAAAUUCAAACUUUUUAAAUUAGAUUUUAAAACCUUAUUUCUCAAGUUUUAACCAUGUCAGAAAUUGAGAUGUGAAACCCCAAGAUAUGCUUUUGAAAUAUUCUCAACUAAAGGGUAUUGAUAUAUUUUGGACAUCUGAUAGGUUGUUACAAAGCUGUUACAUUGCUACCAAACGUGCAAACUUUCUCUACCCGAGAGACUUGACGUGAAAAGGGCGAUAAACGUGCUCGCGGUGGUGUCGCUCGCUUACCUCCCCUACCCUCUCCACGCUCUGUAUCUCUUGGUGUGUCUAAACUUACUAGCAGGGCUUCUGCUUACGCAAACAAUUGCGUACAGUACGCAUUAAAAGUUCGGAGGACCCCUUCAAUUUUCGUCAAUGGGGUCCCAGGGACCCCUUCAAAUUUGGGCGAAGAACAGACACAAAAUUGGGUAACUGUAGUGUCUGACAUAGCAGCCCAAUCUAUUGUCGUCUGCUACAAGGUGAGAGUCACUUCCCUUGCACUGAGUUUUUUCCCUUACUGGAAAGAGUUCCAAGGUGUCGUUGACAGCGUGGUUAAAAUCAUCGUCUCAGAAACGGAAAGAAAGUGAGCACCCCAAGUUCAGUGAGCAUAAUCUUAUCACAGAUGCUUGCACAGACUUCAUGGCACAGAAAUCUCUCCGUUUCUGACAAGACAUUACAGGGCUUUGUGUGUCUGAAAGGCAGUUGAACAAAGAAGUUGAUUUGUUGGGGGUUUUUUUCAACUUUGUAAAAGGACCCCUAGAGUUAGCCUGGGACCUCUUAGAAAUCUGAAGAAGGGGACCCUGGGACCCCAAAGAAUUUAGCCUUAGCAGAAGCCCUGUUACUAGGUUGUCUAAGUUUGCUAUUCGUAAUAAAGGAACCCUCCAAUUUAUUCA
This is a messenger RNA of Pomacea canaliculata, 1779 nucleotides long. RefSeq lists its product as uncharacterized. Bases 104 to 574 code for a protein of 156 amino acids. Lineage: Eukaryota; Metazoa; Mollusca; Gastropoda; Architaenioglossa; Ampullariidae. Gene Ontology annotation, biological process: negative regulation of endopeptidase activity; negative regulation of membrane protein ectodomain proteolysis. The transcript has 5 exons. Gene Ontology annotation, cellular component: extracellular matrix. Gene Ontology annotation, molecular function: metalloendopeptidase inhibitor activity; protease binding. The record is from RefSeq and is a predicted model, not a curated record.